Rhagoletis pomonella (apple maggot) is the source of this 7196-nucleotide messenger RNA. RefSeq names its product DNA polymerase theta (gene DNApol-theta). Gene Ontology annotation, biological process: DNA-templated DNA replication; double-strand break repair via alternative nonhomologous end joining. The record is from RefSeq and is a predicted model, not a curated record. Lineage: Eukaryota; Metazoa; Arthropoda; Insecta; Diptera; Tephritidae. The transcript has 16 exons. Bases 340 to 7155 code for a protein of 2271 amino acids. Gene Ontology annotation, molecular function: ATP binding; DNA binding; DNA-directed DNA polymerase activity.
UAGGUUUCGUGUUCGAGGACAGGUCAUUUCUUCCAUUUUCUAAGCUUUAUUAGAUAACCUAAUGAAAACAGAGCGAUUUGAUGCUUUGAUUUUGAAUAUCGUUGUUGCGUUCUUUGGUUGUCGCAGUGGCUAUGUUCUUCUUCUUAUUUGGUAUUACAACGUUACGUCACGCCGUUGAUCUUCAAACCAAGUGGCAGCCUCGAAUUAUUACAUUAACUGCCUUACCAUCUAAUGGCAGGAUAAAGCAGUUAAUAGCGGCUUGACGUUUCACAUUUUUUGUUUAUUUGAAUUGGAAAACAAUUUAUUUCUUCGUAUUUGUCCAAUUUGCAAUUUCUCGGGAUGGCUUUCUCCCAAUCCCUCGAUAUUGGUAACAGCACUUUACUAAACCUAGACAGCCAAGCGCGACAUGCUAUAGACCAAGGAUUAGUGGGCAAAGGCCAGAACGGUGGCCAAGAUUCUACGAAAAAUGGUGAGGAUGCCGCUGAAGUAAUAGAAGAAUCGCCAACACGCGAACAAAGUUCCAAGCAAUAUGGAAACGUUGCUGGUAUGAGUAUGUUUAGCCGGUCACGCACACAACGGCUACGACGUGGUAGCAAUAGCAACACGUCUAAUGCACUUAACUCGGAGGUAAAGGAUCGACGUCGCUUACGUAAAAGUAAAUCAGAUUCCACUUUACCCAAAUCCGAAUAUUCAAAUGCAAAGGCAAAAAAUGAGAACUAUACCGAAUUGUUUCGAAGUGGCUUCACGUUUUCAAUAGAAGAGCACCCUAAAAGUAGCAGAUUGGAAGAAGGUUCCGUCUUGCGUGUUUCACAAAUAGAAGCUGCGUUUGUAGGAAUAGAAGAGGAAAAUCUAGAUACAUCUCAAAAUGAAGAAAAAUGUAGUUUUCGUGAUGCAGACUCGCUAGUAACCGAUUUAGAGAUCCCAAUAUUUUCCGAAGAUUUUAAAAAUCUUAUAGAACCAAUUGACGAGGAUAAGAAUGAGUCUGUUCAAACUUCACCUCCGGAAUUACCAAGUGAUGGCUCCAACGAUAUAUCGAAAAAUAAUGAAAUGACUUCAGAACCUGAAAUACACCAAUUGGAUAAUAGUAGAUUUGUGUAUUUAGAUCUGCAUAAUUCAGAGGCAAAUCAACAACUAGCAAAAGAGCUGGAACAAAGUCGCCGUGAACUUGCAAAAGUAAAAGAGACAGUGGAAACAGCCCCUUUAAAAAACGAAAAGGCUAAUUCGUAUGUCCAGAAUAGCAUCCAGUCCAAGGCUACAGGCUUUUUAAAUCAACCAUCUCAGAUAAAAAUAAAAAAGGUUGCAACAGAUUUGGAAUCACUGAAGCGUAUUAGUGCUUGGAAUUUACCCCGUAGCGUUUUACAGGAAUACGAAAAGAAAGGCGUCGUUAAAAUGUUCGACUGGCAAAUCGAGUGUCUAAGCAAUCCCAAGGUUCUAUUCGAGCAUUGUAACCUCGUCUACUCUGCUCCUACAUCAGCUGGCAAAUCUCUAGUGAGCGAAAUUUUAUUAUUAAAAACUGUCCUGGAGCGUGGCAAAAAAGUAUUAUUUAUACUUCCAUUCAUUUCUGUAGUACGCGAAAAAAUGACAUAUCUUCAAGAUUUGCUAACUGUAGCUGGCUAUCGUGUUGAGGGAUUUUUCGGUGGCUACACACCUCCUGGUGGAUUUGAUAACAUACAUGUCGCCAUAUGUACUAUAGAAAAGGCCAACUCUAUCAUCAAUAAACUUCUAGAGCAUGGCAAAUUGGCUGACAUAGGCACUAUUGUCGUUGAUGAAGUGCAUUUGAUAUCCGAUCCUGGUCGCGGAUACAUACUUGAACUUUUGAUUGCUAAAGUGUUGUACAUGUGCCGCAAGUAUGGAUUGAAGAUGCAAGUGAUAGCUAUGUCAGCGACGUUAGCCAACGUUGAAUUGCUCAAGCGUUGGUUGGAUGCAGAGCUAUUUAUUACAGAUUUUCGCCCCGUCGCACUUCAAGAAAUGAUUAAAAUCGGAAACAAGAUAUACGAUUGCAAAAUGCGGCCAUUGCGUGACAUCUCUGAACGCUUACAGGGUGAAAAGUAUCCCUUUCCUCCACUGCAGAAUGACAAUGACCACGUAGCGCAGUUGUGCAUUGAAACACUGCUGGAAGGUUGUUCUGUAAUAGUAUUUUGUCCUUCUAAAGAUUGGUGUGAAAAUUUAGCUACUCAAUUGGCCAGCGCUAUACAAGCACUGAUUAUUAACGAUGACAACUGGGGAAAGCGAUUGCGCUUACAGAUAAAAAAUGAGGCCAUUGAGGAAGUAAAAAAGCAGCUGAGGGAUAUACCAACAGGUCUUGACGAUGUGCUUGAUAAAACAAUCACAUGUGGAUGUGCCUUUCAUCAUGCUGGACUUACAAGUGAGGAACGCGAUAUCAUCGAAGCAAGCUUUAAAUCAUGUGGUUUGAAGAUAAUUGUGGCGACCAGCACACUCAGUUCAGGUGUCAAUCUACCAGCGCGCCGAGUACUGAUUCGAACACCACUCUUUGGCGGCAGACAAAUGAGCUCACUCACGUACCGACAGAUGAUUGGUCGUGCAGGACGUACGGGAAAGGACACUUUGGGAGAAUCUAUUUUGAUUUGUACCCCUGCAAAUGCACGCAUUGGUCAAGCUCUAGUUCAAGAGGACUUAAAGCCAAUAUUUUCUUGUCUGGAACAAGAAAGCAGUACCCAUCUUAAACGCGCGUUGCUCGAAGUGAUUUCCUCUGGCGUUGCCACAACUAAAGAUGAUAUUGCAAACUUCGUAAAAUGUACGCUUCUAAGUGCAGAAAAGCAGCUUAGCGAACAGGGAAAGGACAAUAGUGAAGACGGGGAUAAUCUUUUUAUAACAGAUGCUGUUAAAUUUCUUGUAGAAUACGAGUUUGUACGACUGCAAGUUGAUAGCGAAACGAAUAGAGAAAGUUACGUCGCAACACGUUUAGGCCAAGCGUGUUUGUCUGCAUCCAUGCCGCCCACUGAUGGACUUCUACUUUUCGCUGAGUUGCAGAAGUCACGCCGUUGCUUUGUACUUGAGUCAGAACUGCAUGCUGUGUAUUUGGUGACACCUUACUCGGUAUGCUACCAGCUGCAGGACCUCGAUUGGUUGCUCUUUCUCGACAUGUGGGAAAAAUUGUCGCCAGCUAUGAAAAAAGUCGGUGAACUCGUUGGUGUAAAAGAAUCCUUUUUAGUGCGUGCCAUGCGUGGGCAAACGAAGUUGGACUAUAAACUUAUGCAAAUACAUAAAAGAUUUUACACUGCGUUGGCAUUACAGGAACUGGUCAAUGAAGUACCCAUAAAUGCAGUAGCCGCCAAAUAUAAAUGCACACGCGGCAUGUUGCAAAGCUUACAGCAAAUGUCGUCCACAUUCGCUGGCAUAGUCACCGCAUUUUGUAACACACUGCAAUGGUCUACAUUAUCCUUGGUAGUGUCACAGUUUAAGGAGCGCCUCUUUUUUGGAAUACACCGAGACCUUAUUGAUUUAAUGCGUUUACCGGAUUUAAAUCAUAAACGUGCUCGCGCACUAUUUGACGCCGGUAUAACGACGCUUGUGGAGUUGGCAAAUGCGGACGUUUUCGAUGUGGAAAAGGUGCUAUAUAAUGCUUUGAGCUUCGAUUCAGCCAAGCAACAUGAAAAUGAAGCAGAUUACGAAGCUGAGCAGCGAAAUCAAGUGCGUGACUUUUUCAUAACUGGCAAAAUAGGUUUGACCGUUGCUGAAGGCGCGAAGUUGUUAAUACAAGAAGCGCGCAUAUACGUACAGUAUGAAAUAGGUGUAGGCGCAAUUAAGUGGACACAAGAAGAUGCACAUGAUACCACUUCUGCAGAUAGUUUUCACAUGUCUUAUGAAGAGCAUAGAAUAGAGCAGGGUAGAAAACGUAAAAGUGAGAAGAGUAACGGCGUUAAAAAGUCUGAGGUAACGCCGCCAAAACAAAAAAGACUGAGCCCUAGCGUCAAGGAGGAUUUAUUGGAAGAGAAACCUUCCACCAGUAAAGAAGCAUUGCGUGUAUUAAGGCAACAGCAAAAGAAGGCGGUAGAGCAAAAUAAGCAAAGGCUUGAAAAUAAUGAAAAACAAGGCGGGGAUCUAAACAUAGCGAAGACUUCUAUAAACGCCAGUAAUAAAGAAAAUGUGGCAGCUAAAAGUAGUAGUAUCACACCUGAAAACUUAAAACAAACAACUGUUGAAAUGAAUGGGAAUAAACAAAAGCAAACUGGGCGAUCCGGAAUAUCGCCUGGUACAAAAACUAGCAAAUUAAAUAAGCUUGUUACUUCGGAGGGGCGUAAAGAAGAGAAAAAUAAAAACACCGAUGCCAAGGUGCCCGCGGAUGGAGGAAAUGCCAAAAUUGUACAAAAUUUCAAAGCAACCCAAGUCGUGGCUAGAAGCAGGGUUUCGGAAAAUAACGCCACAAAUUCGGUAGAAGAGGGAAAAGCCGCGGAAUCAAUGGAAAGAAAGCCAAUUCAAAUGAAGGUCAAUACCGAUACAAAAAAAUAUUCGUUGCGCAAAUCUACCGAGAAUGCCAAACCCCCACAGAUAGCAGUUGCCCAGCCACAUUCCGUGAACCUUCCAUAUAAGACUACGCCAAAUGUCAAUGGUAAGGCGGUUGGACAUACUCCUAAGAGUUUGAAUGAACAGACAACAACCAAAAGUACUUACAAGCAGUCACCUAAGGCGACGCAAGUACUACCGUCCGCUCCACGUCGUAGCCCACGCAACCAUCAACGCACUUUUACUUCUACAAACCCUACUUCUGUGGACGCGAAAUUUGCCAUGCCACAAACAUCCGCUGCUGCCAAGCACUUUCCAAAUGAAAAAUAUAACUUGGACGAAUCACUUUUCAUGGCCGAUGACUCCUUCGAGUUAAAUACUGGCAUCAAGGCUGCUUUGGAAGUUGGAAAUGAGCUAAAAAAUUCGUCUGCAUCCCCAAAGGCUGCUAAAAGCAAUGUUGACGAAAUUCCCGAAUCUCAGCAAAUUGUACAAGCUGUGGCCGAUUCUCCAGCGCCUGCGAAGCACUCGGUUCAUGCAUCACGUCUGCUGCGCACCACUCAACGUCUGAAAGCACAAAAAAGUAGUAUAACAAAAAAAGAACUCACCGCAAGCUCGCCACCGUCCAGUUCAAUAGAGGUUUCUGAAUUGUCACUAGAAAACUCAUUGCUCAAAAAUCCACUGCAAUUGAAUGCUUCACAUAUUUUAAAUUGCUCAAAAGUUGAUACGGCAUCAGCCAAUUUUAAUCGCCUCGAGGUGGUGGAUAUCUCUGGAGACCAGAAACUCUUCCAAGCUGCAUGUCGAGAGCUCAUAGAAGUCAAACGUUUUGGCUUCUGUGUCGGCUUGCAGCAACAAGAAAAUAAACGUAAGCCACUAAUAGGUGGCAAUUUGCUUAUUAACCAAAUGACCGAUGGCGAUGCCGCUGAGAAGGAUGUAGCAGCAAAAGACUUCCAAAUUGAUGAUAAUACAUAUCUGGCCGGUUGUGCAUUUGGUGUCACCGAGAAUAUAGUCUAUUAUAUUAAUAUGCAAACCGCAGGCACCUGCAAAAGCGUGACUGCGGAAAUGAAAAUAAAAUGUUUGAAGGCACUCUUAGCGGAAAGCGGUAGAACUUUAAUUUGUAUCGAUGCCAAGGAGCAAAUGAAGAUCUUAUGUCGCAUUUUGGGCGAACUCGGUGAGUUGCGCGUUGAUUUGGAGGACCCAAAGGUGGCCAAUUGGCUUCUGCAGCCAGACAAAUUUAUGAGCUUUCAACAAAUAACACAGCAAUUUGCACCAGAAUGCACUGCCCUUACUAGUUUGUGUGGCAAUGGACGUGGUUACGGUAGCCAUGGAUUGGACACGGCUAGCGCUAUUUUGGCCAAGGUUAGAUGUUCAGUCGAGGCUUGCGUUACUCUGCAUAUACUGAAAGCACAAAUAGAGAAUCUGGAGCGCAUCGGCUCCGGACAACUGUACAAAUUUUUUAAAGAACUUGAAAUGCCUUUACAAACUUCACUUUGCAAUAUGGAAAUGAUCGGGUUCCCAGCGAAUGAAGCAGCUUUGCGCAAACUUUUCCAACAGAUGCUAGAAACGAUGAAAAAGCUCGAAUUGAAAAUCUACGAAAUGCAUGGCGGACGCUUCAAUUUAGGAUCCUCUGCUGCGGUGGCGAAGGUUGUCGGUCUUCAUCGCAAAUCCAGCGGCCGUAUAAGCACUUCACGCCAAAUACUCGAAAAGAUCGAUUCGCCAAUUUCUCAAGCCAUCAUUGAAUAUCGCAAAUUAAGCACAACGUGUACAAAAAAUAUACAAUCACUCUUGAAAUGUGUGCUAAAAAAUAGAAUACAUGGUCAGAGCAUCACAUUCACUCAAACUGGACGCAUUUCAAUGAAUGAACCAAAUUUGCAAAAUGUGGCAAAAGACUUUGAAAUCAAUUAUGAAGGUGCCGAAAAAGUGAUAAUAUCUUGUCGCAGCGCAUUUUUUCCUGCAGAAAGUGGUCGAUGCUUGCUUACCUCCGAUUUUUGCCAGCUUGAAAUGCGUAUACUGGCACAUCUUUCACAAGAUUCGGCGUUGCUAAAAGUAAUGAACACCAAUCGGGACAUUUUCACUGCAAUAGCGGCGCGUUGGCAUAAGGUAUCGGAAGCUGAUGUUUCAGAACAAUUACGUAAUGGAACCAAGCAAAUUUGUUAUGGUAUAGUGUAUGGCAUGGGAAUGCGCAGGUUGGCAGAUUCACUCAAAUGCACGGAACAGGAAGCGAGUUCGCUGUCGCAGCAAUUUCAUUUGGCUUAUCCAGGUAUAAGAGCCUAUGCUGAUAAAAUUGUUAAAUUCGCACGCAACAAUGGUUAUAUAGAGACCAUUACUGGACGACGUCGUUAUCUGGAGCAUAUCAAUAGUGGAGAGCCUCAGCAAAAAAAUCAAGCUGAACGUCAGGCUAUCAAUUCGACUAUUCAGGGCUCUGCUGCGGACAUAGCCAAGAAUGCUAUAUUACGCAUGGAAAAAAAUAUUGAAAAGUUCCGAGACAAGUUGGGCAUUACAAGUGCGAAUGCAGUGCGCUUUGUGUUGCACAUACACGACGAACUGGUGUUCGAAGUGCCCACAGAUAAGGCGAAAAAGGUGGCCAAAAUCUUGAGCCUUACCAUGGAAAACUCUGUUAAACUCAGCGUACCACUUAAAGUCAAACUGAAAAUCGGCCAGAGUUGGGGUGAGCUACAAGAAAUUAAAUCAUAAUUUCUGCAUAGGUGUUGUUAACGCUUAAAUAAUUAAGUCUU